Messenger RNA from Ostrinia nubilalis (European corn borer), 1418 nucleotides. RefSeq names its product zinc finger protein 200-like. The transcript has 8 exons. Gene Ontology annotation, cellular component: nucleus. Bases 27 to 1418 code for a protein of 463 amino acids. Gene Ontology annotation, biological process: regulation of transcription by RNA polymerase II. Gene Ontology annotation, molecular function: zinc ion binding; DNA-binding transcription factor activity, RNA polymerase II-specific. NCBI's taxonomy places the organism in Eukaryota, Metazoa, Arthropoda, Insecta, Lepidoptera, Crambidae. The record is from RefSeq and is a predicted model, not a curated record.
CGACUGAACUUUGUUUUUUUGCUAAAAUGCGAACGUAUUCGCGCAAGCGGCCUGUCUACCAGGCGAUCAAGGGUGUGUCGGAACUGUGUCGGCUGUGCCUGGGCCGAGACGAGGUGUCGGUGCCGAUCUUCGACGACGCGGACCAGCUUUGCGCCGCCCUGUCGCUGCGGAUCAUGAUCUGUGUGGGGCUGGAGAUGACUCGUGACAGCGAUCUACCUAAUGCAAUAUGCGUAGAAUGUUAUAAACAAUUGGAACAGUGCUAUACAUUCCGUAAAAAGUGUGAAGUGACGUAUCAAAAGCUGAAGGCUCAUGUGUUGGCUAUGAAAGGGAGACAUUUAAACCCCACGGCCAUGAAGACUACGGAAGCAGCUGACAGCGAGCCUUCUCCAGUUGAGAGCAACGAGCAGGAACAAUUAGUUUUGACCUACGACGAAGCCCAGCAGAUGCAAUUACUCAAUCUAGUCAAUUCCAAUAGUGUGCAGUUAGAUACAACUGAGAACAUAUAUGACACAGCAACGUUGGAAGUUUUAUCAAAUGAAUUAGAGAAAUCAACAUGUGAUGAAGUAAAUACUAUUACAGUUGAUGAAUCGAUACCGAACCCCAGUACAACUCCGUUAGAAAUAGAAGAGAGCACCUCUGACCUCUCCCUGAUAAUGUCCACGAUGCUGCUGGAGCUAGGCGUUCUCGGGCAAGAGGGCGAGGGCCUGAUCCUCGCAGACAAGGACCUCAGGACUGUGGAGCUGGAAGGAGCAGAUAACACCAAGGUCAUACUGCAACUAGUAGAAGAAGACGAGGAAGAAAAAGAUGUACCUGUAGAGAUUAAUAAAAAAACCAUAGAAGUUGAACCUUUAUAUACCUUAACUUUAUUAAAGGAGGGUAUAAUAAAAUCGAACAAACCAAGACAGCAAGCAAGCAAGACAAGUAAGACAAGCAAAGAAAAAGGGACUAAGGGAGACACGACGUGCCGCGUGUGCGCGAAGCGGUUCACGUCGCGCAGCGUGCUGGCGCGUCACGCGCGCGUGCACUCGGGCGCGCGGCCGCACGCGUGCGCCACGUGCGGCCGCCGCUUCGCGCAGCGCGCCGUGCUCAAGCGACACGAGCUCGUGCAUCGCGAGAAGCGUCCAUUCGCGUGCACGCAAUGCCCGAAGAGCUUCACGCAGCGCGGCGCGCUCGAGCAGCACGCGCGCAAGCACGCGCCGCCGCACGCGCGCGCGCUCGCGUUACACAGCUGCCCCGCCUGCGACAAAGUCUUCCUCUACGCCUCCGGCCUGAGCCGGCACAUGCCGGUGCACACAGGGCGGCGCUACCACUGUGCUACCUGUGGCCGCGCAUACUCCGAUCCUAGCGCGUUGCGACGACACGCGCGGAGACACCACACCCUCCCCGGGGAGACCACGCCCCCUCCGCCGCAGGACUGA